Molecule: messenger RNA, 2140 nt
Organism: Corylus avellana
Lineage: Eukaryota; Viridiplantae; Streptophyta; Magnoliopsida; Fagales; Betulaceae
Product: proline-rich spliceosome-associated (PSP) family protein
Cellular component (GO): nucleus
Source: RefSeq, a predicted model, not a curated record
CUUUCUCAGCCACUAUCUUCUUCUCCUUCCACGAUUUUUAUCAGAAACCCUUCAAUUCAUAUCCAUACCUGAAAAGAUGGCCGCGGAGACUCUUCCGCUCCCGAACGGCGUCGUUGCAAACGGAGAUCUGGGAUCAAACCCUAACUCCAGCGCUGCUAAGAAGUCGCGCGAGAGCGAUCGGCGUCGUCGUCGGCGGAAGCAGAAGAAGAACAACAAGGCCUCUCAGGCGGCGGACCCGUCCUCCGUCUACGAUAACGACGCUGAGGAUGAAGAUGACAAGGAGAAUAACGAUACUCAACAGAUUGUUGUUAAAGUGGAGUAUGUGCCGGAGCAGGCAGAGUUUGAUGAUAGUAUGUAUGAAGAAUUUAAGCAAAUUUUUGAUAGAUUCAAUUUCCAUGAAGCUGCCGGAACUGAGGAGGAUGAUAAAAAGGACGAGUCUGCCCUAAAUGCAGCAUUGAGCAAGAAGUCUGACUCAGACUCAGAAGAGGAAGAACAGGAUAACCAACAAAAAGAGAAAGGCGUGUCAAAUAAGAAGAAAAAGCUUCAACGGCGGAUGAAGAUUGCUGAAUUGAAGCAAAUUUGCUCUAGGCCUGAUGUUGUUGAGGUGUGGGAUGCAACUGCUGCAGACCCGAAGUUACUAGUGUUUUUGAAAUCAUACCGAAAUUCUGUGCCUGUCCCUAGGCAUUGGUGUCAGAAAAGGAAAUUUUUGCAGGGAAAGCGUGGUAUUGAGAAACAGCCUUUUCAGCUUCCUGAUUUUAUUGCUGCAACAGGAAUUGAGAAAAUCAGACAGGCUUACAUUGAAAAGGAGGAUAGUAAGAAGUUAAAGCAGAAGCAACGGGAGCGGAUGCAGCCGAAGAUGGGAAAGAUGGAUAUUGACUAUCAGGUUCUCCAUGAUGCUUUUUUUAAAUACCAAACUAAGCCAAAGCUUACAAGUCUUGGAGAUCUGUAUCAUGAAGGCAAAGAGUUUGAGGUGAAGUUAAGGGAAAUGAAGCCAGGCAUGCUGUCGCAAGAACUAAAAGAAGCUCUUGGUAUGCCAGAGGGUGCUCCUCCCCCAUGGCUUAUCAAUAUGCAGAGAUACGGUCCUCCACCAUCAUACCCACAUCUGAAAAUUCCUGGGCUGAAUGCUCCUAUCCCUCCUGGAGCUAGCUUUGGUUACCAUCCUGGUGGCUGGGGCAAGCCUCCUGUCGAUGAACUUGGACGUCCUUUAUAUGGAGAUGUGUUCGGUGUUCAUCAACAAGAACAGCCUAACUAUGAGGAAGAGCCAGUUGAUAAGACCAAGCAUUGGGGUGAUUUGGAGGAAGAGGAAGAGGAAGAGGAAGAAGAGGAAGAGGAAGAACAGAUUGAGGAAGAAGAAUUAGAGGACGGCAUUCAAUCUGUAGAUAGCCUUUCAAGUACUCCUACCGGUGUGGAGACACCUGAUGUUAUUGACCUUCGAAAGCAGCAGAGGAAGGAACCUGAGAGGCCUCUUUACCAAGUACUUGAAGAAAAAGAAGAGAAAAUUGCUCCUGGGACUCUGCUUGGAACAACACACACAUACGUUGUUAACACUGGAACCCAAGACAAGACAGCUGCCAAAAGGGUUGAUCUGCUUAGAGGUCAGAAAUCAGAUAAAGUGGAUGUCACUCUACAACCAGAAGAGUUGGAACUCAUGGAUAAUGUUUUGCCAGCGAAGUACGAGGAAGCAAGAGAGGAAGAGAAGCAGCGGAGUCAGCGGGAAGAUUUCAGUGACAUGGUUGCAGAGAAUGAGAAGAAAAGGAAGCGGAAGAUGCAAGACAAGGACGGGAAAUCAAAGAAGAAGGAUUUCAAGUUCUAGGGCACGUCGAAAUUGCAUUUCUGAUACGAUGGCUGGCACGGCCAUCAUGUUUUUGCUUGAAGCUGGCAUUAUUUUUACAAGGGGAGUUGUGGAAUGUAUUUACCAAUUUGUUUUGGAGCUCUCCGUUUGCUGACAUGUUAUACACAGCUUUCUAGUAAUGAUGACCAGUCUUAGGUGUAUGACAUAAAUUUUGCCACUAAUCUUGACAUGGUAUGAUGGAUUGAGAGGGAUGGUCCUGAUCCAAAUAAUUUCUGUACUAGUUGCAGUUCCUACCUGUAGGUGCUGUGCACUGACCUCAUGGAAAAAUACUAUGGGCCUUCUGAUUGA